This is a messenger RNA of Pecten maximus, 966 nucleotides long. RefSeq lists its product as uncharacterized. Bases 613 to 966 code for a protein of 117 amino acids. The transcript has 3 exons. NCBI's taxonomy places the organism in Eukaryota, Metazoa, Mollusca, Bivalvia, Pectinida, Pectinidae. The record is from RefSeq and is a predicted model, not a curated record. Gene Ontology annotation, molecular function: metal ion binding; oxidoreductase activity, acting on single donors with incorporation of molecular oxygen, incorporation of two atoms of oxygen.
CAUUAGGAUUCGAUCAUCUUGACUAGUGAUGAGGUCUACAUUAGGAUUCGAUCAUCUUGACUAGUGAUGAGGUCUACAUUAGGAUUCGAUCAUCUUGACUAGUGAUGAGGUAUACAUUAGGAUUCGAUCAUCUUGACUAGUGAUGAGGUAUACAUUAGGAUUCGAUCAUCUUGACUAGUGAUGAGGUAUACAUUAGGAUUCUAACAUCUUGACUAGUGAUGAGGUAUACAUUAGGAUUCGAUCAUCUUGACUAGUGAUGAGGUCUACAUUAGGAUUCGAUCAUCUUGACUAGUGAUGAGGUCUACAUUAGGAUUCGAUCAUCUUGACUAGUGAUGAGGUAUACAUUAGGAUUCGAUCAUCUUGACUAGUGAUGAGGUAUACAUUAGGAUUCGAUCAUCUUGACUAGUGAUGAGGUAUACAUUAGGAUUCGAUCAUCUUGACUAGUGAUGAGGUAUACAUUAGGAUUCGAUCAUCUUGACUAGUGAUGAGGUAUACAUUAGGAUUCGAUCAUCUUGACUAGUGAUGAGGUAUACAUUAGGAUUCGAAAUGCAUGAUUGUUAAAUCACUACAGUUGCUUACUAUAUAUACUGUAAUACAUACCAAUGUUUUGUUAUGAUAACUAAUUCUGACUUUCAGGCAAAAGAGGUUCCAGAGGACGAGAAAUUCUCCUUUGAUUACCAGUUUGACAUAGUGAGGCUGUCUGCAGAACUGACUGUUAAGAGCAAGAUUGUACAUCUGACCACUGGACGAUGGGAGGACUUUGAUGAUAUCUCGAACAUCUAUAUAGAGGAAAUCUUCAGCACACCAUCCCCUCUGGUGAAGAAAAUCUGGGACACUGAUGAACAUUUUGGGUUUCAAAGACUUGGUCGACUCAACAACACGCUGAUCACACUCUGUACCGAGAUCCCAAGCAAGUAUGGACUUCCUUAUUACAAGAGUGUUCCCAUGUGGAAAUCUAAAACCUAA